Molecule: messenger RNA, 5110 nt
Organism: Nilaparvata lugens (brown planthopper)
Lineage: Eukaryota; Metazoa; Arthropoda; Insecta; Hemiptera; Delphacidae
Product: adhesive plaque matrix protein-like
Exons: 4
Coding region: 424-1521 (365 amino acids)
Source: RefSeq, a predicted model, not a curated record
GGUCAAGAUCUUCACUAUGCCCGUUUCAAGUUCAACGGAAUGUCUUUGCGCGCAUCGUCGCUGGUCAGUGAUACCACUCUCGAUUUUUAUUUUUUGUGUCUAAUUUGUUCGGUUGGUAAUCUCUCUCUAAUCAGGCGUUGUAACCUGUUACAUGUGGCUACAUGCUAGCUGACACGCUGGGUGUUUGGUGCAGUGCAAUAGUGGAGGGAGAUCCUGAAUCCUGAACUCAAAUCAAUUACUUUUAAGUUGAUCCUGGGUGCAACUUGUUUGGCCACAGUAGUAGCAGCCUAAACUUUGCACGUGCAGCAUGUUCGAGCGCAAUCAAUAACUGUUUCACAUGCGAUAUUAUCGACUCUCACUCGCAUAAAUGACUUUGGCGGUGGUGAAAAUUAUUAAUUAUUGUGCCGGGUGAUUACAUACUACAUGACACUUGAGAUGUUCAGCUCGCGCCCAUGUUUUUGGGCAGUGGCUCUCAUUCUCAUUGCAACAGCUUGCCAGGUCAACUCAAAGGUGCCCCCGAAAUUCAUCAGAGCGACCAGGGGCGCAUCGAAGGCGAUAUACGGCACACGGAGUGGCUACCCGAUAUUCAGCGGCCCCCGUAAGGUGGUGGUGGGGAGCACCAGUCUCAAGAGGGAGAUAGGCUCUCCCCCCUCCGGAUUUCCCUCAUCACAUGGACGGAGGGUGAGACGGCGGAAAACUGUGAAAAGGGCCAAGAAACCCAGCCGAAGGCCUUCCUCAUAUUCGGCCUAUGGGCUGCCUGUCUACGCCAAGAAGUACAAGUACUAUGUACCCAGCCGACCUGUCAGGUAUAAGACAAGGCCGAAACCCGUGGCAAGGCUUAAACUGCGAAUCCCAACCUACACCCAGUUGCAAGAUCCCGACGACUAUGAGGAAGAAGACAAGCCCUACAUGCCAGACGAGACCUACGACUAUUUCGACGAGCCCAAGCCGCAGGUGAUGAGUAUCACCCCGAUAAAACCCCGUCCCCGGCCCGUCAUCACCGUGAUCCACAAGAAGAAGAAGAAAAAGAGAAUAAAAAUCUCCAAACCGAAAUCGACAACUCCACGCACAGAAGACGAUGAUGAAGAUACACGAGGACAUGAGGAUGAAGAUGAGGAUGAAGACGAAGGAUAUCACAGGAAGCCAUCUUCGAAACCUCACCGAUAUCACGGAGAAGAACAUCGCCAUAAAUACACACACGACUCAGACGGUUCAUACACACAAACCCCGAAUUACAAAGAACCUCCAAAGUUCAUCCCCCCAUACAUAAUGACCUCAAACACCUACGGUGGGGGAGCAGAGCACAACCAUGCAUAUCAAAACCAUGGGUAUUAUACCCAGAUGCCCCCACAGUAUUCACCCCCACCCUACACUCCUCCAAGUUUCACCCCUCAAGCGUAUUACCCCUCACCCACGUAUAAUCCCCACCAAUACAGGGCUACCGGACCAGCUGAUACGGAUAUUGGCUUCGGACAGGGUAUGGAGUAUGUGGCCGAUAAGAAUCCUAGUCCUUGGAAAUAGUUUCAAUAGUUUUGUAGGCGCUCUAGAGAAAAGAAUCCAUUCAAAUUUAUAAAAAGAAUAAAAUAGACAGAAUAAAAAAAAAUUAAUCCAUUCAAAAUACACUCAGGAAUCGCAAAAUGUUAUCAUAGAUGUUGUACAAAAUAAAAAUUCAUUCCUUAAUGAGAGCACAUUAGGAUGUAUUUUGUAUUUGAAACUCUUGAAAUUCUCUAUUUUUGUUUUUAAAGCCUAACCAUGCAGGGAACGUUGAGUUGUAUAGUGAAGAUUCCUUUCGAUCAACAUCACACAAAAGUAGCUUACUAUAGAGUUGAAUGGGCCGGUUUUGUAAGAAGUGAAAGAAUUCAAACAAAUAGGUACCGGUAGUGCAUUCAAAUGAAAUCCUAGGAUUCAACAUCCAAGUCUCUGAUCCGUUAUUUUUCUCCCCACAUUCUUCAAAAGUAUUCUGUCAUUAUUUUGAAAAUAUCUGAUGUUUUAGAACCGAUAUCGUAAAUCAACAGUGUCCUUACACAUAUCAAGGAGAAUAAACACACUAUGAUGUCAUAAAUAUGUUUUCACAUAACUUUUUCCUAUACGAGUCGUAAAAAACUUAGUUCUAAUAAACUGAGCUAUGUACAUCAGUGAGAUUCAAAUUAUGACUGCUUUUGUAUCAUAAUAUGAAUAUGUUGUAAUACCAUUCAUUUGCGAGUUGAACAGAAACAGAUAAUUAUUUGAAUGAGGAAUUAAUACAAAGAUUUCUUUGUUGGAAGAGGAGAAUUUAUGCACGAAUGUGAUCUGUAGUUUUAAAUUGAUGUGCAAUAAAAUCAUGAUUGAAAGAGUUUUAUGUGAGCAAGACUAUUGUUAACAGAUUGCAAAAGGAUAUUUUACUGAAAAUGUAUUGAUUAUUGAGAAUUAACAAAUCAACAGAUUUCGAAAUAAUAAAUAUUUUUGUUCUUGCGGCUGUUGUCAUUAAGAUCAACUGGGGUGCUUCGUAUGAAUAUCAAUUUGAAUAGUUGUGUUAAUUAUAAGUUGAAUUGUUGUUACACUUUUCUAGUUAUUUAGUAUGUAAGAAUAUGUACAGACUCUACCAAAGUACUAAUUAAAAUAGGAAGUUUGUGUUAUUUAUUUAUUAAUGAGAGUGCACUAUCUUAUACGAGUGUAUUAAAAAUGUAUAGCAUUGUAGCUAAUUGACUCUAUAUUAUUUAAUAAAUUUUAUUCUAUGGCAAGCAACAGAGACAAACUCCCCAGUUAUAUGAAUCAAAAUUCUUUAUAAUGGACUUUGAAUGAGAAUUACCAGCAGUGAUGAGAGUCAUUUUCACUAAAAUCAAAAUAAAUCUGAAGUUGAAUUGAUUCCUAUCACAUUUAUAAUUUCGCAUUAAACUUAUCAAUAAACAAUCCAAUCAAACUUAUAAAAAACUUAUCUGAAGGAUAUUACUAUUACAUAAUUAUUGUAAUUCUUUGCUUCCUCAGUUGAAUGUAUUCUUCAUUCUCUACCAAUAAAUCUUAUUUAGCUCGAUUAUAAAACAUAUACUAUUCAAUUUUUUUCUCAUUCACCAAUAAUAUUAAAUUAUACCAUCUUUACAAGUUUAUAUCAACAAUAUUAUUUCAUUAUUUGUGGAUAUUUCAUUUUGAAAUAGCUAUUAUUAUUAUUUUUUCUAUUUUUGAUUCAGCAGUAAUAAAUUGAUCAAAACUGGGUGAUUUAAUUUGAUAGUUCAUGCCUGCUUGUAAUAUGCAAUCAUUGUAUGGAAUUAUGGAAUUUCUCAGAAAGGGUAAAUCUAAUUUUGAACAAAAGAAUUUUCAUCAAGAAGUUGGAAAAUUUUCAAUUCUUUAAAUCGAGUUUCGAUUCAACAAAAAAGCAAAUAAACAUAUUUCAUACUGUGUUAAGACAGAAGAGCAAAGAUAUUAUAGAAUUUCAGUUGGUACAUAAUAUAUUUUUUCAAUUUUUUGAUUUACACUCUGACCUGAGGCUAUAAAUUGGUUCCAUGAGUCACAUUUUAAGGUGAGACAAAAUUUUAUUCUAUUAAGGUGAGAGACAACUCUUCUAAAUCUUAACCAUAAAAUAAAUCAUCAUGGAUACUAUUAUUUUUUACUCCAGAUUAGUACUUGUUCUUUAUAAAUUUUCAAUCGCAUCAUAAUUUAUCACACAUUCAAAAUAGGUACCUUAAUCUUAGAAAAUUUGAUUUACUUUUCUAGAACAAUUUUCAAGCGUAAAAUCCCUCACAGUUGAAAAUGACUAAUAAGUUGAAACUAGUUGUGAUUCAAUAAGAUAGGAAGGGUACUUGAUAACUUUUAUUGUGUUUCAAUGAUUUCAGUGGCCCUAUAAGAAAAGUGAGUUUUUAAAACAUAGGCUUAUUUUUUUGUUGUAUUUUAUUUUGAUUUUAGAAUAAUCCAACAUACUUGGAUAAUCUAUAUAAAUAAAAAUCGAGCCUCAAAUUUUGACGUUCAAUAACUUUUUUAUGUGUGCACCGAAUUUGAUGAUUUUUUUUAGUUUUGUUCGUUAUGUUCAGGACCAGGUUCAUGGCCUAUCAAAUUUAUAAUUCGACUUCAGGACUCUUUCCUACAGUCCUUCAAAGUUUGCAUAUAUAAUCCUUAUGGGAGAAUAUUUGUGAGCUGGCCACACACAGAAAUAAAAAUCAGCUGUUAUAAUCAUUGCGUCAUCCAACAGCCGUCGGUAGAUCUGUUUUUUUUUCAAUUCUCUUUCUACUAAUUCACAAAAUUUCAAUUCUUAAUAAUGCCGCGGUACCAACGACGUCCGAGCUCGGGCCGUUGAACUAGAAAUUCUGUAAAUUUAGAAUAUGCACGGGAAAAUCAGCAGCAAGGAGAUAAUAAUUAUAUACCAUUCAAUUCCCGGCAAGCAGCAUUCAACUAUAACUAAAAAUACAAACUGCUGCACACUAACCGAGCACAUGAGAAGUGCAUAAAUGUAAAUACUGAUUGUUGGAUAAUUUUCAUAAAAAUAUAGUGCAUCAUAUUAAGCUAAGGCUAAGCACACCUGAGGCGGCGCGACUUGGUGAUACAAAGUGUUGAUCUUAUUGAGAUUGCCUUAUCACACCGUUCCACGCCAUGCCCGAUUCAGUGUGUGUGAGUUCUUCCAUUCAAACCAAUAAGCUCCUGGAUGCAAAAUUCUGCAUCGCGCCUCCUCAGGUGUGCAUCCAGCUAAAGUUUGUCAUGAGAUCCAUUAACUAUUUGGCGGUACGAAGUUCGCCGGGCCAGCUAGUUAUGAAUAAAUAUGAUUUAUUAUAAAGUCUGUUUACUAUAAAUAGUUAUUAUAGAAAUAACAGUUAUAGUUUACUGUUAUAGACACUUGUGGCUAAUGAUACAUUGACACCGGUUAAAUUUAAGUUGAGCAUUAGUUUAACAAAACAGUCCUGUAAAUUUUGUUUUUUUAUUUGAUAUAGUUGAAAUUUCGAAGAAAUAGUAACUUGAGAAAUCCAGUAAUUCAGUGGAAAAGUAUUAUACUCACCUGUCUAAUGUCGAAGGAGUGGUAGUAAUAUUCGAAUUGUAGUUUACAAUUACAAUUUAUCUAGAUGCUAAUACCAUUUAUUAAGAUUAAACAAUUAUUGAGAAUAAUCAAACCAUAAUUAAUUUGAUUUGGGGAUAAACGAAUAAACCAUUG